AUGUCUCUAUUUGACCAAGUCCCAACGUUGCCGCCAGACAAUGGAUUCGCCUUGUUAGAGGCAUUUCGUGCGGACCCGUUCGAAAAGAAAGUCAACCUCUGUCCUGGAAUCUACCAAGACGAGUCUGGCCAAACUUGGACACUGCCAUCAGUAAAGAAGGCCAGAGAGACUCUUCUUGGAAAUCCAGAUCUGAAACAUGACAUUUCACCUCUGACUGGGCACCCUGCUUUCGUCUCUGCAGCGCGUCGGAUCGCCUUCCAAGAUGCUCUGGAGAGCCGCCAUGUCACCUCAAUGCAGACAAUUGCUGGGACUGGCGCCAACCAUAUCAUCGCGCAGCUGUUAUCAGACGUAGCCACUCCCAAGACCGUUUGGCUCUCUGACCCUAGCUGGGAGAACCAUACUAAGAUCUGGAGUCACGUCAAUUCAAAGAUUGAGCAACGCUUCUACCCCUACUACAAUACUGAGACAUUCGCUCUUAACGAUGAAAGAAUCCUAGCCACUCUCCAGGAACACGCUAAGAAGGGCGAUGUUGUAGUCUUACAGGCAUGUGCCCACAAUCCCACUGGUGUCGACCCAUCGCAAGAAUUCUGGAAGAAAAUGGCUAAGCUCUGCCAUGAAAAAGAUAUCUUCCCUGUCUUUGAUCUAGCCUACCAAGGCUUUGCGACCGGAGAUGUGCUUAAUGAUGGGUGGGCUAUCCGUUAUUUCGCUGGUUACGCUGGUGGCGAUAUCGAAUUCGCCGUAGCACAGUCGUUUUCCAAGACAUUCGGUCUCUAUGGUGAACGAACGGGUGCGCUUCACGUCGUUACACGUUCUGAGGAGACUGCAAACAAAGUGGUUGGCGCUUUGAAGAAGAUUUGCCGUGCUGAGCUCACGUCUACGCCCGGAUUUGGUGCCAAGAUUGUUGGCACAAUCAUGCAAGACAAGGAACUAGAAACACAGUGGUAUCAAGAUUUGAAAACAAUGAGUGACAGACUGCAAGAUAUGCGCAAGAAGCUAUACGACCAACUUACAAAGCGAAACACGCCGGGGAAUUGGGCGCACUUUUUGAGUGAUAUUGGAAUGUUUUCCAUGACUGGGCUGUCUCCGACGCAGCUCGCGACUCUUCAAGACGAGUACCAUAUCUACAUGCUACCAAUGGGUCGGCUUUCAUUUACCGGCUUGACUAGUAGCAACGUAGAGUAUGUAGCAGCGGCCAUUCACACAGCUUUUGGUAUCAAGUUGAGCGCGAAUCCUGCUGUUAUUCAGAUUGCUGCAAAUUCAGGGUUUGAUGCUUUAUUUAUCGAUUUGGAACACUCUACGCUCUCUAUUGAUGAUGCCAGCCAACUCUGCUGGUCUGGAUUGCAAGGCGGAAUCACACCGUUUGUUCGAGUCCCUGGUGAGUGUGGAAGCGGCCUUGUACAGCGAGUCUUAGAUGGCGGUGCCAUGGGUAUUAUCUUCCCACACAUGAGUUCACCAGAACAAGCAAAAGAGGCAGUCUCCAUCUGCAAAUACCCCCCAAUGGGCCGACGAUCUAUGACAGGACAAUUACCCGUGUUUGGGUACAAGGCCAACGCAGCGCAGACCGUAAUCCGGCAUAGCAACGAUUCCGCCUCAUCUGUAAUUGUUAUGAUUGAAUCCAAGAAAGGUGUUGAUUGCGCGGCAGAAAUCGCGGCCGUGGAGGGUGUCGAUACACUCCUAGUUGGGUCCAACGACCUGGCUAUUGAGCUUGGCGUCCCCGGAGACUUUGAAUCGACUGAAUUUCGAUCUGCACUGGAAACAAUCAGCGAGGCAUGCAAGAAGAAUAACAAGAUCAUGGGACUCGCAGGCAUUUACAACCAGCCCAACUUUCACGACUGGGCUGUCGCCAAACUUGGUGUACGGUUUAUACUAGGUCAGCUUGAUGUUGGACUCAUCGCUGCAGGCGCAGUUCAGUGCUUUGCAGCUUUGCCGGUUGCAAAAUUACCAUAGCAUGUAUACGGACACAGCUUAGGGGAGUUGUAUGGCUGACGACGCAGUUGCCUUCGACACGC
Molecule: messenger RNA, 2009 nt
Organism: [Torrubiella] hemipterigena
Lineage: Eukaryota; Fungi; Ascomycota; Sordariomycetes; Hypocreales; Clavicipitaceae
Source: the annotation of a GenBank genome assembly